GUUUGGAGUUUCUGCAGUCUUCAAAAAUGGUAACCGUUUGGUGUUUCUAUAAUUUUGGGUUCCUCUGUCUGAUUUUAGGACAUCAGCCCUGCUGGAGUAGAUGAAUGGGUGCUUGAGGAGGAGGUAAUGGCACUCAUAGCCCAUCAGACACAGGGUUCCCAUGCGACCUUUUCCUCAACACCCAUCUCAUGGACAAAAGGAGUGAAGUUGAAAUCUUUUGUAGCUCUUCGGUUGGAUGGGAGAUCAGACGGAUGGAUCUAUUUAAAACGCCACCUCCGUUUAAGCCUAACUUUGAAAGGUUUCUUCCACAGCAUAGGGACCUCUCGUGAUCUCGGACCGGUCAGAAGACCUUUAAAGAUCCUAGCCUUCAAAGGCAGUGCCCAGAAUGAUGAAUCAGGAAGCAGAUCGAGAGGAUAUAAAUUGGCAAAGGAUUCUGUUAAACUCUCUUAUGUACCACAUGAGGGUGGAGAGACUGCAACAGAAUCUCCAGAUGUACAGAAUGUCUAUACUUCAGAAGGAGAUGAGAGUGCAACAGGAUCUGUUGCUAUUCAGAAGUUAUUCAAAAAAUGGUUGAUGAUGUUGCGCACACAAUCUUCUAGCCUAUCAACAAAUGGAAUUUUGGCGGUGGCACCAUCUGAGUGUAAAAUCUCCGAACAUCAAAGUGAGGGCCGGAAGCAGGAAGCAGUCAAGAUUUUGAAGGCUGCUUGGUGUUACUUUCUGGGACUGGAUGCAGUGAUAAAGAUUUCACUACUGAUAUUCAUACCAUUGUACCUGGCAAUUAAUAUUGUUUGUGGGCCUGAAGUCUCAAAGGAGUUAAGACCUCUGUGGAUUUUUGGGCCACUGAUCAUGGCUCUCUACAUUAAGAUGCUUCGGGGGCUUUGUGCUCUCUAUGUCUUCACUUUUAAGCAGACAAUGAGUGUGGCGAAGAACUUGCCAACCUACUAUGUGCUAGCUUACAACUAUAUGGCCCAAGGGAAGCUCAAAGAAGACAUACAAGCCCGUUUCUGGGAACCUGUGCUUGACAUUAAAAACUUGCACUACAAAGCAUUGUCUAAGAGGAGAUUGAAACAGUUCAAAGAGUGGGUGACCGAGAAGUACCUGGAUUAUGUAGAGUCAAUAUGGCCAUUCUACUGCAGAACAAUCAGGUUUCUAAAAAAAGCAAAUUUCAUCUAGAUAAUGAGAUUGUAUUGUGGGAUCAGUGUUCAUUAGCAAUCAUGUUUUUGAAGAGUCAUGAUACUCAAGAUUGUGAGAUUUUAUUGCGAGGACAAGUCUUUGCUAAACAAAGGCAAAGAAUUAGGUCCUCCAAUCAGCAGAGUUUUUUCUUCUUCUCAAUUUGAAGUGUUUCAGAGAGAAGAUAGAGCUCGGGAGUAUCAGAGCUGGAGCCCCAUUUUAGACUGGGGUGGUUAAUAUUAGUAUUGGAGACUGGAAGAAGCACAGUCUGCCCACUUGGGUAUGUAACUUUAAAGCAAUGUGUUUUUUUUCUUCCUGAUCUAAUCGCUAUAUUAUUGUUAUUAUUGUCCUUCUCUUUGAAUUGUAUUCUUUUCCGUCUUCCUUUGGUUCUCUGAGGUCCUGCAAUGGUAUGGGAGCUGUUCCACAGGUAAGAGUCUAUGAUGUUCUGGGCAUUCUGUACAUUUUGUUUCUAUUGCUGGGUUAGCAGUGGUUAGUUUGUCAUUAGGGCU
Molecule: messenger RNA, 1679 nt
Organism: Telopea speciosissima
Lineage: Eukaryota; Viridiplantae; Streptophyta; Magnoliopsida; Proteales; Proteaceae
Exons: 5
Coding region: 127-1173 (348 amino acids)
Source: RefSeq, a predicted model, not a curated record